Molecule: messenger RNA, 321 nt
Organism: Radiomyces spectabilis
Lineage: Eukaryota; Fungi; Mucoromycota; Mucoromycetes; Mucorales; Radiomycetaceae
Product: 60S ribosomal protein L44
Exons: 2
Coding region: 1-321 (106 amino acids)
Biological process (GO): translation
Cellular component (GO): cytosolic large ribosomal subunit; ribosome
Molecular function (GO): structural constituent of ribosome
Source: RefSeq, a predicted model, not a curated record
AUGGUCAACAUUCCCAAAACCCGCAACACCUACUGCAAGGGCAUCAAGUGCAGAAAGCACACUCCCCACAAGGUGACCCAGUACAAGGCUGGUAAGGCCUCCUUGUACGCUCAGGGUAAGAGACGUUACGAUCGUAAGCAGUCCGGUUAUGGUGGUCAGACCAAGCCCGUUUUCCACAAGAAGGCCAAGACCACCAAGAAGGUUGUCCUCCGUCUCGAAUGUACCGUCUGCAAGUACAAGAUGCAACAACCCCUCAAGCGCUGCAAGCACUUCGAAUUGGGUGGUGAAAAGAAGACCAAGGGUGCCGCUCUUGUUUUCUAA